UUAUAUAAUCGUUGCUUUAGGUUCUUUCACAAUACAAUCUUCUGGUAUAGCAAUCAAACAGAGUUUCCUUUGUGUUCUUUAAAACUGGUGCAUUCCCUUACUACAACCAUAUUUAUCAUUUUGCUGCAUUGUUUUACCAUUUGACACCGGCGUUAUAUUUUUACAAGCAGCUUUUUGUAGUCAUUUUCAAAGCAACGAAGCAAAAUCUUCCGAAAGCUGAAAGUUUAUUUUUUAGUUUCAUCAUCAUUUCUUAUUUCAUGGCAGUAAUGAUGUUUAUUUGUUAUUUUGUUGCCGAGGUCACCAUGUUUACAUACAUCGGCGCAGUCUUGGAGCCAUCCAUGGCAUUUAAGUAUCUCACACUGACCAGCGCCAUUGCACUUCUGUUAUAUAGGCUUGUCAAAGAUUUGCAGGAUGGUUAUGAAAAGUUACGUGAUGAGAUAGUUAAAAUACUAAAUAAUGCUAAAGGUCGCUCUCAAUUAAAUAUUCUAUGCAGGUCGUAUGGCGAAGACUGCACUUUCGAUCAUGAAGACGGUGAAAACGGCAGAUUUAGUAUUCUAUUAAAGAUCAAGCAUGAGCCUUCGACACUUAUUCUCUAUCAUGAUUAUUUUGGGACAUACUUGUUACGAGGUUUACUUGAUUUUUGCAUUGAAAAAUGUGACCCACUUCGGAGGCAAGUUUUAAUGGUUAUUGUCAAAUUGCUGCUGACAGCUUUCUACAUUGGUAUUGCAAUGUGGAUCAAAAAUGUUUUCCACAAGGAAAAAGACGUGUCUUCCAUCUUCACUGCAGCACGAAUUGCCAUUACAUUUGUACCAAAUCUCUUUGAAUUUGCAGCUCACAAGAGCCAUCUUGGAAAAAAAGAUGACGUUGUUUUUUCCCGGAGAGUUCACGACGCAAUUGCACAGUACGUUGCAAAGUAACAUUUUAAGACUAACAUCCUUCGUAGGUUGUCCAAAAUAAUGUCUAGAUUCAUUAUUUGAUUUGUCGCAAUAGUAGUAUUUAGUAAUGUAAUUUGAUAUGGUUAUCUCGCGUCAAUGACUUUGUCUUCAAUAAUAAAAUUGCGUUGUUGCAAGCGUUCGUUUCUUAGACUUACUGUUUAGCUAUUGUUUAAAACAGGUCAAGAUAGGCAGACUGCCAAACUUAAAAGCUUUUCAUUUGCCAUGCUAAAUAACGUUUAUGAAACGGUACAUUAUUCUUGGAUUUCUUGUUAACUAUAAGCGAUCUCUGCUUUCCUGAUGAACAACAAUAGUUCUUUGUCUUUGUAGCCAAAAGAUCAUUUAUCAUUGUCCAAUAAAUAUGGCCUCUAAAGCCACCAAGUCUUA
Messenger RNA from Xenia sp. Carnegie-2017, 1319 nucleotides. RefSeq lists its product as uncharacterized. Lineage: Eukaryota; Metazoa; Cnidaria; Anthozoa; Malacalcyonacea; Xeniidae. The record is from RefSeq and is a predicted model, not a curated record.